Messenger RNA from Fundulus heteroclitus (mummichog), 11584 nucleotides. RefSeq names its product laminin, alpha 5 (gene lama5). Lineage: Eukaryota; Metazoa; Chordata; Actinopteri; Cyprinodontiformes; Fundulidae. Bases 370 to 11388 code for a protein of 3672 amino acids. Gene Ontology annotation, biological process: regulation of embryonic development; regulation of cell migration; cell adhesion. The transcript is spliced from 80 exons. Gene Ontology annotation, molecular function: signaling receptor binding. The record is from RefSeq and is a predicted model, not a curated record.
AUCCGGAUGAAAAUAAAAAUAGAGAUUAAUGGAAAUACUAAGAAACUCUGAAACCGAGGUGAGCGUUAAAGCCCACCAAGCCGAGCUCCUUCAUGUCUGUGGAGGUGACUGGAUGAGUUCCCCCCUCUAACCACUGGGGACAUGCCGAGGGGAGGCAGGGGAGGGAGGACCACCACAGCUUCAGUAGGACUCGGUGUCACCGGGAGAGCGCACAGGCACUCCGACGCGCAGCUCUCCGCCACUUUCUGAUCAGCGCUCCUUUUCUCCGGAGCUACCCGCCCUGCGCGCAGCGCUGCCCCGGUUAGCAGCAGAGCUCACACCCCCCCCCAGGCGGACUUCUUCCUGCCGGAUCGGACAGGUGGACGGAGGAUGGACGGAGCCGGACUGUUGGCGCUGCUCCUCAGCUGCUGGGGCCUCGCCGCCACGCAGGAGCUGCCGGCCAACGGGCUGAACGGCUACAGCCUCCACCCGCCCUACUUUAACCUGGCGGAGGGCACCAAGAUCACCGCCACGGCCACCUGCGGGGAGGACGAGGGCGGCAGGAGCCUCCAGGACCUGUACUGCAAGCUGGUCGGCGGCCCGGUGUCCGGAGACCCGAGCCAGACCAUCCAGGGACAGUACUGUGACAUCUGCAGCCAGGAGGAGAGCGAUCGGGCCCACCCCAUCACCAACGCCAUCGAUGGGACAGAGAGAUGGUGGCAGAGCCCGCCUCUGUCCCGCAGCACGGAGUUCAACGAGGUGAACGUCACGCUGGAUCUCGGUCAGCUCUUCCACGUCGCCUAUGUGUUGAUUAAAUUUGCCAACUCUCCCCGUCCGGACCUCUGGGUUCUGGAGAGAUCUACGGACUACGGGCAGACCUACCAGCCCUGGCAGUACUUUGCCUCCUCUAAGCGGGACUGUAUCGAGCGUUUUGGACAGAGGACCAUUGAGAGGAUCAACAACGACAACGACAGCAUCUGCACCACUGAGUAUUCACGUAUCGUCCCGCUGGAAAACGGAGAGAUCGUGGUGUCCCUGGUGAACGGUCGGCCCGGGGCCAUGAACUUCUCCUACUCGCCAGUGCUGAGGGAUUUCACCAAGGCCACCAACAUCAGGCUCCGCUUCCUGAGGACCAACACCCUGCUGGGACACCUAAUGGGCAAGGCGCUGCGUGACCCCACCGUCACCCGCAGGUACUACUACAGCAUCAAAGACAUCAGCAUCGGAGGAAGGUGUGUGUGUAACGGACACGCGGAGGCCUGCAACGCCAAUGACCCCAGUGACCCUUACAAGUUGCAGUGCGACUGUCAACACAACACCUGUGGCGUUUCCUGCGACCACUGUUGCCCCGGUUACAACCAGUUACCCUGGAAACCUGCGACGACCUACAGCGCUAACGAAUGCGAACCCUGUAACUGUCACCGUCACUCCUUCGACUGUUACUACGACUCCGAGGUGGACCGACACGGAGGCAGUCUGGACAUCCACGGACACCACAGAGGAGGAGGCGUCUGCCUCAACUGCCAGCAUCACACCACCGGAGUCAACUGUGAGCUUUGCAUGCCCAAAUACUACCGGUCGCCCGACCAUCCCAUCGACUCCCCGCUGGCGUGUCUGCCCUGUAGCUGCCAGUCGGAGUUCACAGACGGAACCUGCGAGGACCUGACCGGACGUUGCUUCUGCAAGCCCAACUACACCGGGGAGAACUGUGACGCCUGUGCCAGCGGCUACGUUAGCUUUCCCCGGUGUUACCCCAUCCCGACAAGUCCCACUGGCAAUGAGAACAACGGCGAGGCCAAACCAGCUGGAGAGAUCAUCAACUGUGAGUGCAGCGCUGCAGGCACCGUUGAAAACUCCUGCAGGCCGGACCCUCGGACUCAAACCUGCGUCUGUAAACCCGGCUUCACCGGGCGCCACUGUGACACCUGCGCGCCGGGUUUCCACGGCCUCAGCUGCCAGGCCUGUCAGUGUUUGGGUCCGGGCUGUCAGGACGGGUCAUGUGACCUGCUGACCGGUCACGGCAUGUGCCGGAGCGGUUUCCAGGGCUACCAUUGUGAUGAGUGCGCGCCCGGUUACUUCAACUACCCCCUCUGCCAACUGUGUGGUUGCAGCGCAGUCGGCUCUCUUCCCGAGCGCUGCGACGCUUCUGGACGCUGUCUCUGCAAACCGGAGUUUCAGGGUCCUCGCUGUGAGCAGUGCAGAUCCGGAUUCCACUCCUACCCCGACUGUCAAGAAUGCUCCUGUGAUCCUCGCACCUCAUUCGACACCGGCUGCACCGUCUCCGGGAUCUGCCGCUGCCGACCCAACUACAGCGGCGCGUCAUGUGACCAGUGCGCUCCCGGUUACUAUGGCUACCCGAGCUGCACGCCCUGCCAGUGUUCCCCCGAGGGUUCCCGCUACACGAGCUGUGACCAGGCGACGGGACAGUGCCCGUGUCUGGCCGGCGUGGCGGGGCUGAGGUGUGACAGCUGUGCACACGGCGCCCACGGCUUCCCCGACUGUCAGGCUGGUACGUGCCACCCAGCGGGGUCCGUCCAGUAUGUGGUGCUGCCACCCGUGGGUCAGUGUGAGUGCCGUCUGCACGUGGAGGGCCCCGCUUGUGACAGAUGUAAGCCUCUGUACUGGAACCUGUCCCCUGACACCGCUGAUGGAUGCUCCAACUGUGAGUGCAACGUCGCCGGGACCCUGAGUCGGGUUGCAGAGUGUGCACAGGAAUCUGGUGAGUGUCACUGUAAGCCCAGCGUCUGCAGUGGGACGUGCUCCACCUGCAAAGAGGGCUACUUUAACCUGCAGGACCACAGUUACUUUGGCUGCCAGGGUUGCCAGUGUGACAUUGGGGGCUCAGUGGGUCGGUUUUGUGGCCAGCAAAAUGGUCAGUGCGAUUGUAGACCCAACGUGGAGGGGCCAAGGUGUAACCUACCUCGCCCGGAUCAUUACUUCCCAGAUCUCCACCAUUUGAAGUUUGAGAUCGAGGAAGGAACCAUGCUGGAUGGCCGAGCGGUGAGGUUUGGUUACAGCCUUCUGGAGUUCCCAGACUUCAGCUGGAGAGGUUACGCUCAGAUGUCCCCGAUUCAGACGGCGGUCAAGCUCCAGGUGUACGUGAGCGAGGCAGACGUCUAUCUGACUCGAUUCAUCCUCAGAUACGUCAAUUCUGAGGGCGUCACCUCCAACGGUAAAAUAACAGCCUAUCAGGCCAACCGCAGAGGUUCAGAACAGUCCAAACAAAUCGUCUUUGCACCGAGCGUGCAGCCGACCUUCGCUAACGUCCCCCAGAACAGCUUCGUGGAGCCUUUCGUCCUGAACCCAGGAACCUGGACCGUGAUUAUAGAAGCUGAGGGAAUCCUGCUGGACUAUCUGGUGUUGCUGCCAAGCGCCUACUAUGAAGCUCCCCUCCUGCAGAUCAGGGUGACUGACCCCUGCACAUACAGCUCUGCAUCUGAAACCAGCCAAAACUGUCUGCUGUACAAGUACCUGUCUCUGGACUCCUUCCCCUCCAUCUCCGCACGCGACGCCAACUGCCGGCACGACAACCACCUUCCACGGCCCUGCCCCACCGAGAAGGUCACGCCGCGCCACCCCGACAUGGCCGUCUGCAGCGGAUUGGACAUCAGCGUGGAGCUGCGAGGCCGUCCUGUCUCCCCCGGAGACUACGUCCUGGUGGUGGAAUACUCCAGCGAGGAGGAGCUGCCGCAAACUCUGGCUGUCAGCGUCAACUCGCCUGGAGCACGAACGCACCGCCAUCGAGUCUCCCUCCUGCACUGCAAGUUCAGCUUCCUGUGUCGGGCCGUGGCGGUCGACGAGCAGAACAGGGUGGCGGUCUUCACGCUGCCCGCUGACGCCGAGGUCCAGCUGUCCUCUGAGCGCGCCUCCUUCUUCCUGCACAAAGUCUACUUGGUACCCAGAGGCCUGUUCACCAUGGAGUACGUUGAGCCUAGAGUCCACUGCAUCGGCGCCCAUGGACACUUCUCGCCGGACAGUUCCUCCUGCGUCCCGUCCCGCUUCCAGACGCCGUCGGACUCUCUGGUGCUGAAGGAGGGCCAGAGCUCCUCCACUCAGGAGGAACGCGCUCAGGCCCCCCCUGCGGUGGCCCCCCCUCUGUCCUCCAGCCAGACGGACGAGCCGGUCUGGAUGGGACAGGUCCGACCUCCCUUUGGGGCAGACAACAACCACCACAUGCGUCUGGACUCGCUGCAGAAUGCAGCGGUGUACUCGGCCCGGGUCCAGUCCCUCGGCCGUUACGUCUUCAUCCUCCAUUAUCACCAGCCGCUUCAUCCCACCUAUCCAGUCCAAGUCUACAUUAAUGGAGGGUUGAUCUGGCAGGGACAGACCAACGCCUCCUUCUGUCCCCACGCUUACGGCUGCAGGAACGUGCUGGUUUCAGAGAACCAGAUCAUUCUGGGUGUGACGCACCACGACGUCUUCCUCACGGUGCAGAUACCUCCAGGCAAGACGUUGUGGCUGGACUACGUGCUCGUGGUUCCUGAGAACAGCUUCAAACCCAGCUGCCUGAACGAGGAGCCUCUGGACAAAUCGUACGACUUCAUCAGCAACUGUGGCCAGAACAGCUUUUAUAUCAAUCCCUCCACUGCUUCUCCGUUCUGCCUCAGCUCGGCGGUGUCGCUGUCGGCGUUCUUCAACAACGGCGCGAUGCCCUGCGCGUGUCAUGAGGUGGGAGCCGAGAGCGACACCUGCGAGCAGUUCGGCGGUCAGUGCAGGUGUCGGCCCAACGUGAUUGGACGAGACUGCUCCAUGUGCGCCACGGGCUUCUGGGGAUUCCCCAACUGCAGACCCUGUAACUGCGGUCCGCGGUUAUGCGAGCCGGUGACGGGGGAUUGCAUCUGCCCGCCGAGGACUGUGCUCCCUGAGUGCACCCAGUGUGAGCCGCAGACGUUUGGCUGCCACCCGGUGGUGGGGUGCGAGGUGUGCAACUGCUCUCGGCCCGGCAUCGUCUCUCCCGAUGUGAGCUGCGACACGGACAGCGGACAGUGCAGAUGCAGGAACAACGUUGUUGGCCGUCAGUGCGACCGCUGCGCUCCUGGUUUCUACGGUUAUCCCAACUGCAGGCCGUGCGACUGCAACGAGGCGGGAACCGAGGAGGAAGUGUGCGACUCCUUCACAGGACUGUGUCUCUGCAAGGAGAACGUCCAGGGCUCCCGAUGCGACCAGUGCAGAAUUGGCACUUUCCACUUGGACCCGACCAACCCCAAAGGAUGCACCAGCUGCUUCUGCUUCGGGGCCACCGACCGCUGUCACAGCUCGGACAAAAGACGGAUGGAGGUGAUGGACAUGGAAGGAUGGGUGCUGCUUGCAGCAGACAGACAGGAAGUAGCGGUGACGGUGUACCCUGAUCAGGACCUUGUAGAGGCUGACCUCAGUGAUGUGCCCGACGUCUACCAGGACCUCCACUGGCACGCACCGAAGGCGUACCUGGGAGACAAGGUCUCGUCAUACGGCGGUUUCCUGCGCUACCGUCUUCACACUCAGACCAUGAGAGGAGACGCUCUGCCUCUACCAGCCGAAGCCUCCCGACCUGACAUUAUUCUAAAGGGGAACCAGAUGACCCUGGUCUUCAUGGAGAGAGAAUACUCGGCACCUGAGGACCCUCACCUGGGAAUUGUUCACAUUGUUGAGGGAAGCUUCCGUCAUGCUCGGACCGGCAACUCCGUGUCUCGGGAGGAGUUGAUGAUGGUUUUGGUCAAUCUGGAGUCUCUGCAGAUCCGAGCCCUUCACUCUCAGUCGGCCCACUCCGUGUCGCUGCGUGGCGCUGUGUUAGAGGGCGCCGCCGACAUGCCCUCAGGACGCCAUGCAAACAAUGUGGAGAUCUGCAUGUGUCCGGCCAACUACCUGGGAGAUUCUUGCCAGAAAUGUGCUCCAGGAUACUACAGGGACACAAUCGGACUGUUUCUGGGAAAAUGCGUUCCCUGUAACUGUAACGGACACUCGGACCAGUGUUUGGAUGGAUCUGGAAUCUGCCAGAAUUGCCAGCACAACACUGUCGGGGAGCGCUGUGAGAGCUGCAUGGGGGGCUUCCUCAGCAACAACAGCCUGGAUGGACAGGCCGUGUCCUGCUCCAGUUGUCCCUGUCCGCUCAGGGCUCCGUCCAACAACUUUGCGGAGGGCUGCGUGCAGAGAAGCGACAGGAUGCAGUGUCUGUGCAUGCACGGCUACGCCGGACCAAACUGCGAGAGGUGCGCCCCGGGCUUCUACGGCAACCCCAUGGUUCUGGGCAGCAGGUGCCAGCCGUGCCACUGCAACGGAAACACGGACCCUAACAUGCUCUUCACGGACUGCCACCCGCUGACCGGACAAUGCCUCAGCUGCAUGCACAACACGGCCGGACCUCACUGUGACAUCUGUGCUCCUGGUUAUUACGGAGACGCUGUACGCGCCAGAAACUGCACCAAAUGCAACUGUUCUCCAUGUGGAACCGAAUCCUGUGACCACAACACGGGACAAUGUCGCUGUAAACCUGGAGUCACCGGACCGCUGUGUGACCGCUGUCAGAACGGGUCGUUUGGCUUCAACUCGUGCUCUGGCUGUCGUCCAUGUGAGUGCGAGGCCUCGGCGGCCCUCGUCCAGCCGUGUGAUCCUCAGAGCGGUCAGUGCACCUGCCAGCCCGGAGUCAACGGACCGAACUGCAGACAGUGCGCACCCGGACACUGGGACUACGGACCUAACGGCUGCAAGAGGUGUGAUUGUAAAGGAGGCCGUUGUGACCCCCGGACAGGGGAGUGCCAUUGUCCAGACGGGAUGACGGGGAGACAGUGUGAGACCUGCUCUCAGAGGUACAACGUUCCUGUGGAGGACAGACACGGCAUGCACUGUCAACUGUGCGACAGCUGCGUCAUCGUGCUGCUGGACGAUCUGGACGCGCUGAACGACAACUUCAGCUCCAUCGCCUGGCAGCUGAGGAACCUCAACGCCAGCUCGAUGGCCUGGGCUCAGCUCGCCAGCCUCAACCAGUCCAUGUUGGACGUGGCUCUCGCUAUUGAGCACUACAACAGCACGCUGGAUGAAAGCAGGAACCGAGCCGACAUUAUGGACGAGGACAUCAAGACCAUCAGCGACGACAUUGAUGAUUUGAACAGAAAGUCAGGAGUAAUGACAGACAGGGUCGGUGAACUGGAUGACAGUACCUCCGACACACACCAGAGGGCAGAAGACCUGCUGAAGUUCAUUAACAACAUCACCGUGGACAUCAACGCCCUGAUGCGCAUGGCGAACCAGUCCCUGAACAACACGGGGGUGGAUCAGAAUGAGGAGGAGCAGCAGAAGAAGCUCAGGGAGGCCAAGGCCAUGCUGAGGGAGAUGAAGUACAGGAGCUGCGUGGGUCAACAGAAACUGGCCGACAAAGAGAAGAGGGAAGCGGAGAAACUGUUGGAUCGUGUUAACGAGGAGCUGGCCAAUCAUCAGGCGGAGAACCUCAACUUGACCAAGGCCAUCAGGGACCGCUUGCUCCGCUUCCUCUCUGAAAUGAUGGACCUGCGAGAGGCUCUCAACGAGGCUGUGAACAACACCGGCAGAGCUGCAGAACUCAACAGUGUGAACGAGAAACUUCUGGAGGAAAUCAACAGGAUGAAUGAAGACCUGUUAAUGAAGCAGAAGGAAGUGAGUGACACGGUGGACAUGGCUGUUGCUGAUGUCACGCAAGUCAACGCAGUGGUUUCGAUACUGCAGGAGUCCCAACAGGACUAUGAAGGUCUGGCAGCGCAGCUGGAUGGAGCCAGGUCCCCUUUGGCAAAGAAGGUGCAAACGUUUGCUGCCACCAACUCCCUAAUCCCCCUGGUGGAGAAGGCGGAGAAACACGCAGAGCUGCUGAACGCGUUGGCCAUGAACCUGAGCAGUUUGGUGUCAGACACCAACAAGGAUCCGUCGGUGGAUUUAACAAAAGUCUACAACAACAUUGUCAAUAACAUCAGUGCGGCAGAAGAGGCUGCGAGAAUGGCUGAGAAGGCUGCAAAUGACACUCUGCAGAAAGUAAAGAACGAGGACCUUGGACAGUCAGCGGGUUCUCUGAAGAACCACAGCAUGGAGCUGCUUGAUGAAGUUAACCAGCUGAACGAUGAACUCAACACCACCCUGAAGGACAAGCUGGACGAUGCUCAGGAACGCCUGAGCAAAGCCAAGGCCAAACAAGAUCAAGCAAUGAAGGAUUUGGAAGCAAUAAAGAAAAGCCUCAACUCUACCUCGAAUGUGACUAAGGAGAUCAAUGAAGCAAAAUCUUUGGUAGAUAAAGCAAACAGUACGGCCACCGAGGUCAACAACAAGUUGCGCCCCAUCAAGGAGCAGCUGGACCAAUGGCAGCAAGCUUACGGUGAAACAAACUCCACCAGCGAUGACAUCAACAAGGCCCUGAUGAAUGCCAGCGAAACGGUGCAAAAGCUGGAAGAACACAUUCCCACGUUGAUGAAGAAACUUGACAACCUGCAGAAUUUCUCCGUCCAAAUGCCAAACAUCUCUGAGAACAUCAACCGUAUCCGUAAGCUCAUUCAGGAGGCGCGCAACGCUGCCAGCAAGGUGAGCGUGUCCAUGAAAUUUAACGGGAGGUCUGCUGCUCAGGUUCGGACCCCGUCUAACCUGGCUGACCUGGCUGCCUUCACCUCCCUGAAGUUCUACAUCUCGCUGGCAGAACCAAAGACCAGAAAGCGUUCCACUGGUGACGAGGAAUCACAGCUCGUUUUCUUCCUUGGCAGCAAAAAUUCGGAUAAGGAAUUCAUGGGCAUGACUUUGACGGAGAACAGGCUGUAUUGGUAUUUUAAUAUCGGUGGAAGUACUACUGAGGUGAAGAUGACUGAAGACCUCAAAUCUGGUGUAAAAUUCAACUACGUUGUGUUGGAAAGAAUCCUCCAGUUUGGUAAUAUGGCCGUCUCGUCAUUGAUAAAUGGGGUCACUGUUGUCACCAAAGCUGUUGGAAAGACUGAAGGUACUGAGGGACUGCUCAAUCUCCUGACUGACGACACGGUCUUCUAUGUUGGUGGACCCCCGGACUCUUUCAAACUGCCUUCCCAACUUAGCAAUUCAACAGGAUUCAGGGGCUGUAUUCAGCUGGAAACGCUGAACAUGGGGGUUCUCAGUCUGUAUAACUUUGAAAACACCUUCCAGCUCAACACCACAGCGGACAAACCGUGCCACAGCUCCAAGCCGACGCUACAGCAGAAGUGGGAGAUUGACGGGGCCUUCUUUGAUGGAACUGGCUUUGCUGAGAUCAUCUUGGAUGAAAAGGUCACACGCUUUGAUCAAGAGUUAAAGCUCAUCUCCCAGAACGGAAUAAUACUCAUGCUAAAACAAGAGAUGAAGGUCUUGUGCCUGGCUGUGCUUGACGGACAGCUCCAUGUUUUAUAUGACUUCAAUGGUACUUUGAUCGAUCUUCCACCGAAAGAAGAACAUGUGAAUUUGCUGAAGAUUAGUGAUGGGAAUUCAAGAGCACUGUCGAUGAUCUUAGUGCACCGUCGAGACUUGGUUGUGGUGAAGAUCUCUGAUAAAUUUGUCUUUCAAUCAACUGUAAGCCAAAUACCAGAGUUCGAAGAUAAGUACUAUCUGGGAGGAGCGCCAAAGGAGGAGAUCCCUGAGAGCUUGAAGCGGCUGUUUUCGGCGGGCAGCUCCGUGAAAGGCUGCUUCCGCGGCGUGAAGACCGGUAACAAUUUCGUCAAUCUGAAGACUGCGCAAACCUCAGGAGUCAGCUUUGGCUGUGACAAGGACCAGCUGAUCGCUCGGGAGGCUCAUUUCCCCGGUCAGAGCUACCUGCAGUUGGAAGUGACAGACGUGAACGAGGAGAACCGCCUGGGGAAGGACUUCUACGCCAGCUUCAGCUUCAGAACGGAGCAGAAAGACGGACUCAUGCUUUACCACCGGGACCAGGGGGAAAUCUGUCAGGUGUUUUUGGAGAAGGGCCACGUCGUGGUGAAGGCCGGCAACAACGAGGCCAAGACCCAGAAGACGUACAACGACAACAACAGCCACAACAUAGCUUUCUACAUCAGCAGUAAUACGCUUCGUGUCCACAUGGACGACGGGGAGGUGGCGACCAGCAAGCCGAGCAACAGGCCCGCUCUGACGGCCCCUGAAGAUGGGAUGUUCCUGGGAGGAUUACCUCAGCAGAGCAACGACUUCACAGGAUGCAUCAGCAACGUCUUCAUCAACGGGAGCAAAGAAGGUCCAAACGUUCGGAACCUGCUGAAUGUGAAACACAAUGUGAACGUGUCUAUGAGCUGCCCCGCAGGCAAAAAACCCCUGCAGAUCGUGGUUAAUCAGCGCAGACCCAAACAGAAGGUUCAUCAGAGGAAGCCGUCCAGAUCUCGCAGCCGCAGUACCAGGGAGUCCUGCCAGGCGGAGCUGUUGCAGCCGGAGGGCAGAGCGACGCACUUCAGCGGCUCCGCCCACAGCUUCCAGAGAUACGACUCUGUGGCGGGCUCGCUCAGAUCCAUCUCUCAGCUGUCACUGGGGCUGAAGAUCAACUCCUCCGACGGCUGCGUGCUCCAUGCAGCCGGCAGGCAGCCAGGCGGAGCGGCCAUGACGCUCAGCGUCCUCAAAGGCCACCUGAUGCUGUCAGUGGAGGCAGCGGGAAGUAAAGUCAAAGUGCGCAGCCUGAACAGAUACAACGACGAGCGCUGGCACCCGGUCUUCAUAAAGCUCGAAGGGAACAAGAUCAGCCUGACGGUGGGUGGCAUCAGCGCUCGAUCCAAGAGGAUACCUGGAGGCGCCAAGAUGCGGCUCAGCGGGCCUUUAUUUAUCGGAGGAGUCCCAGCCUCAGUCAAGCCUGCAGGCUGUGAAGGUUUCGCCGGAUGUGUCCGGGACCUGAAACUGAACGCGGUCCCUGCAGGAAACCCGUCUCACAGUCAGGGGGCGGUGCCCUGCUUCCAGAACCCUCUGCAACCUGGAGCCUACUUCUCUGGACAGGGAGGACACAUGGAGAUAGAUGACUCUCUGGUUCUGGGUCGGGACCUGGAGAUCCGGCUGGAGGUUCGGCCCGCUUCAGAGUCUGGGCUGCUGCUGCACGCUGGAAGCUCACCUGACCAACACCUCAGCUUGGUCCUAAGCCAGGGGGAGGUGAUCGUGUCGGUAAGCGGCGCCAAAGGUGAAUUCUCUACCUCUUUAAUGCCCGAUGAAUCUCUGUGCAACCGGCGCUGGCACACCAUCACAGUGUUGAAGAGAUUCAACGCUCUGCAGUUGCGUGUGGACGGAGCCAGCGAGGAGAACCUGGGCCCAAAGCAGAGCCGCUCUGCAGGGGCCAAGGCCGCCGUGUACCUGGGAGGCGCACCAAGUGACGUCAAAGUGAACGGCCACCCUGACGGUUUUCCUGCUUUCCACGGCUGUUUCCGCCAUGUCAGCAUCAACGGCAGACGCGUGAAUUUGUCCAAACCGCGGUCUGUGCGCGGCGCCGUCGGGACUCAUGGCUGCCCUCACAUGUAGAGCAUAUCCUCACAUUCCCUGACAACACAAAACUGGUGGUGGGUGUCAUGUUACUUUAGCUAAUUUAAAAUAUAUUAAUAUUUAUUUUAUUUUUUGCAACAAAAAAAAAACAUUUCAUAUCACUUUUUUUUUGUUCUGCAGGGUGCUAUAUUAGUGAUAAUUGGUUUCGUAAAGAGAUGCACUGAUUAAAAUGGAU